GCCUCCACUACAGUGCAUAUUCUGCAAUUCUUCUAUUUCAUUUUCUGCAGGGUCCAUUUCAUCCAUGAUCAGACUCACAUGAGUUCCUCAAACUCAUGUUGAUCAACGCCUAUGCCUAUAAAAACCCCAUUUUCUCGUCCUUCAAGAUUUUGUCCUACCUCGAUUGUGUUUGUUUUGUCGAUCAAGUUACAAAUGGCUCAGCAGUGUCCUUUGACGUUUGUAAUGAGCUUGGCUAUGCUUCUUAAUGUAGCCUUUUGUGCCAAUUUUAGUGAUUUUUUUCAACCUCUUUGGGCUCCUGAUCACAUUGCCACUGAAGGAGAUCACAUUAACUUAUCCUUAGACACUGUUUCUGGUUGUGGGUUUGAAUCUAGAAGCAAGUACUUGUUUGGGAAAGCAAGUAUGCAGAUCAAACUAGUUGAAGGUGAUUCUGCAGGAACUGUCACAGCCUUCUAUAUGUCAUCGGAAGGGCCAAAUCACGACGAGCUAGACUUUGAGUUUCUAGGUAAUGUUUCCGGGGAACCAUAUCUAGUUCAAACAAAUGUGUACGUGAAUGGAAGUGGAAACAGAGAACAAAGACAUUCACUUUGGUUUGAUCCUACACUGGAUUUUCAUACAUACUCCUUGUUCUGGAACCGCCGCUACAAAGUGUUUCUGGUAGAUGGGAUUCCAAUGAGAGUAUUUGCAAACAAGGAAGAAAACGGUGUGGUUUACCCAAAGAGUCAAGCCAUGUCAAUCCGUGGGUCAGUGUGGAAUGCUGAUGACUGGGCUACACAGGGAGGGAGAGUCAGGACAAACUGGAGCCACUCCCCAUUUGUUUCAACCUUUAGAUCGUUUGAAAUAGAUGCCUGCGAGUUGUCGCCGGAAACCGAUGACGUGGAAGCCAAAUGUGGUGUAUCACGGCAGUUCUGGUGGGAUAAGCCAUCUGUGAGAGAGCUGAAUAAGCACCAGAGUCACCAACUCAAGUGGGUUCGCAGAAAGCAUAUGGUUUAUGAUUAUUGUAAGGAUGUAGCUCGGUUCACUGAGCUGCCAAGGGAGUGUAUCAAUUAGCCUAUAUUUAUUGCAAUGCGAUUACAAUGAGUUAGAAGAUAAAUAAUUGCAGAGUCUCAUCCAUGAAUUAACCAACCUAAUAUGAAGAAAGAAAGAAUUUGGUCAUGAUCGAUGAUAAAGCUUCCGUGAGGACUAUUUAUCAACCAGUUGUAAAUCUAACUCUCAAUUUUGUAUGAGUCACUUGUUUCCUGGUAGAUCAAAAGGGGG
Messenger RNA from Pistacia vera, 1254 nucleotides. RefSeq names its product xyloglucan endotransglucosylase/hydrolase protein 9-like. The record is from RefSeq and is a predicted model, not a curated record. Gene Ontology annotation, molecular function: xyloglucan:xyloglucosyl transferase activity; hydrolase activity, hydrolyzing O-glycosyl compounds. Gene Ontology annotation, cellular component: cell wall; apoplast. Lineage: Eukaryota; Viridiplantae; Streptophyta; Magnoliopsida; Sapindales; Anacardiaceae. The transcript is spliced from 4 exons. Gene Ontology annotation, biological process: cell wall biogenesis; xyloglucan metabolic process. The coding region runs from base 112 to 1047 and encodes 311 amino acids.